AUGAGCACCUCGUCGUCUCCCAGACCAACCCGCCGAAGAAGAGGCUCCUCGGUCGGAAAUAUCAAUGUGGGUGAUACCUCAGCCCCAGGGUUCUCUACUAUGAAACUCACAGCUUCGCAAAGACAGAAGCUGAACCAACGGGUGAGAGCUUUGAGUGACGAAUCCAGAACUGAUGUGGCCAUUGUACGCAAAAUGUUCGUGGCUUUCAAGGAAUUGAGUUUUAGGCAUACAUGGAUUAAUCCAUUUAUUGUCUUGAGUGUAUUCUUCGUGGCAUACCUUGGUACGAACGAUGAUAGCUCCAUCCAUCAAACCUUGGAGAAACUAAUCAAGCCCUCCUACCAUAUCGAGGGUACGGACCAGUAUGGAAAAGGCGUGAAUGAUUUUUAUUUCGUUGGAUUCUACGCACUUUUCUUUACAUUUUUCAGGGAAUUUAUGAUGUGUGUGGUAUUGAGGCCGCUCGCUGGAUUAUUGGGUGUUACGAGACCACAUAAAGUCAACAGGUUCAUGGAACAAAGUUAUGCGAUGUUCUAUUACGGUCUUUCUGGUCCAUAUGGGCUUUAUGUUAUGAGCACAAUGCCGCUUUGGUUUUUUGAAACCACUCCUUUGUAUGAAAAUUACCCUCACAAAACUCAUGAUUGGCUUUUCAAGGUCUACUACCUUGGGCAAGCGGCAUUUUGGGUUCAACAAUCUGUUGUUCUAGUUUUACAACUCGAAAAGCCCAGAAAAGACUUUCAUGAACUAAUUCUUCAUCACAUCAUUACAAUCGCUCUCAUCUGGUUGUCGUAUCGUUUUCAUUUUACAUGGAUGGGUAUCGAGAUUUACGUGACUAUGGACGUUUCAGAUUUUUUCUUGGCUACUUCCAAAACAUUGAACUAUCUAGACUCGAUUCUCACGGGGCCAUUUUUGGUUGGAUUCGUCUUCAUUUGGAUAUAUCUCAGACAUUAUAUCAACCUUAGGAUUUUGUGGUCCGUGUUGACUGAAUUUAGGACUGUCGGAGAGUGGGAGUUAAACUGGGAUACUCAACAAUAUAAGUGUUGGAUUUCUCAACCAAUUGUUUUUGGCUUGAUUUUUGCAUUACAAAUCCUCAAUGCGUAUUGGUUGUUCCUUAUUUUGAGAAUUUUGUAUCGAUAUGUUGUUGGCGGAGUAAAGGCAGACGAAAGAAGUGAAUCUGAAGAUGAAGAGGAUGAAGAAAUCCUGAAGGAUAAGUCGGAAUAA
This is a messenger RNA of Candidozyma pseudohaemuli, 1215 nucleotides long. It is a transcript of the gene LAG1, whose product is annotated as sphingosine N-acyltransferase. The transcript has a single exon. Lineage: Eukaryota; Fungi; Ascomycota; Pichiomycetes; Serinales; Metschnikowiaceae. Bases 1 to 1215 code for a protein of 404 amino acids. Gene Ontology annotation, biological process: ceramide biosynthetic process. The record is from RefSeq and is a predicted model, not a curated record. Gene Ontology annotation, cellular component: membrane. Gene Ontology annotation, molecular function: sphingosine N-acyltransferase activity.